AUGAAUAGCAACAAUGAUAUUUCCAAAAUAUUACGAAAACAAAAUCAAUGGACGAUAGACGAUUUAAAAAAUGAUAUUGAUGAGAUUCCAUAUUUGUCACCUGCAAAUAUAACCACAAACAAUCAAGAUGAAUCAUUCGUCGGUAAUAAUAAUUCAGGAAUUCUAUAUAAAGACAAUAUUUUAUCAGAUACAGGAUCAAACAUUUCUUCUUUUACUCCUCGUAGAGAAAGUUUUGCGUUAUCAGAUUCAGAAUCAUCAACAUCAUCAUUAUUAAUACCAUCAAAUAUAAGGAGACGAGCACUUUCUACAUCUUCAAGGCCAAAAGAUAGAUAUUCAAUGCAUGAACUUGGAUCUGCUAAAAUUGAUGAUAAUAGUCUUACUAGAAAAUUUUUAUCACCAACAAGACACAGUAUGGCUUUUGAUAAUGGAUUUAGUAUUAAUAAUAUGAUAGUGGAAAAUAAUUCAUUUGAGGAUCGUGAAUGGAAUAUAGAUCGUGAGAGAAUUGGUAACGCUGGUAAAGGUUUCGGGAAUUUAAUUAAUGAUGAAAGUAGAAAAGGAUCUAUUGCUGAUUUAAUCGCUGAUGUAAAAGAUGAGGAUGCUGUCGAGUUAGCAUUGAUUACUCAAAGAAAUGCGGAUCAAAAAAAUCGAAUACAUCAUACUGAAAUGGACAUUGAGAAAGAUAAUACAAAAAAAGAUGGAAAUUUAAAUAUUAGAUUUCAUCCUUCGGAAACAACUUUAUCAAAUUCCAGAAUGUGUAAACAAUUUCUUGAAAAUAAAUAUCAUGUAUUAUUCAAAAUAAUUAAUAAUAACGGAGUAUAUAAUCCUUUACAAAUUAUUAAAAAUAGAAGAAUUGAUAUUGCAAGUGAUGGGGCGAAUCAUAGUUUGGGAUCAAGUGAAAAAUCUAGUGGAGGAAGUAGUAGCAGAUUAAUUUCGAAUAUAAUUAAACCGCGUAAAGCGUUACUACAUCACAAAGAAACGAGUAUUUGGGAUGUAUCACAUAUGGAAAUAAUUAAGGACUAUGAGCAAAUAAAUAAAUUUGAUCAAGUUCUUCUUAAUAAACAAAUGAGUAGUGAUAAUGGCUAUGAAACUAAUAGUGAAGUUGGUAUAUAUAUUAAUGAUAAUGUGGCAUCUGAAUCUGAUGAGCAUAAAAAACGAUUGAAAUAUCGCCGUUUAUCGCAAAUAUUUAUUCCUCCAACACAUGAAAUGCAAGCUAUGAGCCCACAGGGGGGAAUCAGAAGUAAUAGCGGACAACCGAAAAAGACAACCCAUUCUAGAGCUUUGAGUUUGAAUAAUAUAGCAGCUGCAUCCCAAGGAAAGGAAGAUUCUCAUGGUAAAUCAAAAAGAUGGUCAAUACAUUUGUUCAAACGAAAAGAUAAGAAACAUAAAAAUGAAUCAAGUUCAUCCGAUAUUAGCAUUAUACAGGAAGCACCAGACUGUUCCAUAACAUCGCAAACGAACGCUAAAAGUUCAUCUGAUUCAUCUUCAGGUGAUCAAACUUCCCGUAAUUCAAUGGAAGAAGUCCGAUUUUCAUCUGAGAAAGGCAAAGAUCCACUGCGACAUGAAGAUAAAACAUAUAAGGAUGAGGAAAUAUAUUACAAAAAUGGGGUUAAGCAUGAAAAAAUUAUGUCGAAACUAUCCGGAGAUAAGAAUAACGAUCAACUUUCCGUUGAUGAUUGGUCAGAUAUUGCACAAAGUCGCGAUUCGGAAGAUACAGACAACAGCAACCAUUCAUCAACCAUACAUUCGGUAGAUUUUGAAUCGGAUGUGGUCGUCAAUGAUGCGGUUGAUGUUUCAAGACGAAAUACUGCGGGAUAUUUAAACGUCGAGGACCAUUACGGUAAAUUUCUUGGAGAUGAACAACAUGUUGACAAUCGUUUAUCUCGUUCAUCAAGUGAGAACAAAACAGCCGAAGAUAGCACAGGAUCAGAUGAAGAAUAUGAAGAAGAAAUUGUUGGUAAAACAAUUGUUGGUGGUGAGACGGUCCUUGUUAAUCUUGAUAUAUUACCACAGGAGCUCGUAGAUUUAGUGGCCGAGCAAGGCAUUGUCGGUUGUAGUACCAAGAAUGGACACUUCGUUGAAUUGGACGUCGGAUUAAAUGAACUUUUCAAAUUUCGUAAAUUAAUUGGUUAUGGUGUUGACUUGCUGGACCUUCAGAUAUCACUUGUAUAUGAUGAUCCUGAAGAUGGCAAAAGUCUAAACCAGCAAGAUGCGGAUAAAAUAAUUAAAGAAUAUGAUGAACGUAUUGAAGAGACAACUAAAUUUAUAGAAGAAAAUAAGAUGUUACUUACCGAGAGAGACGAUUAUAUAUCAAAAAAUUCUCGUACAUUUGAACACCUUGACGUUCCAUUUGUCCUUUCACCAACAUCGAAUAUUCGAGAAUUUACCUUUGAUAAAAUUAAUCGACACAAUCCAUCACCUUCACAAUCGAUAAUGGCUGAAUGCAAGUUGAACAUUGAUGAAGGAAUUGAAUUAUUGAGUGAUAAACUAGUCAAAAUUGAAAGCAAGAUGAAUAAGCUAGAAAAACAACAUUCUAAUUUUUCGGAAGAAAUGAGAAGCAUGCAAUAUGAAAUCGAAGAGAUGACAUCAGACAUCAACAAUGAUUAUUUCCAUGAGUUGAAAAUUCUUGAAGAUGAAAUUCAUCUUUUAAUAGCUGAAAAAGGAAAGUCCCCUUGGAUUGAUGUAUUUUAUUUGAUGAUGAGUUAUGUGUUAGCGGGUAAAUUCGAUUAA
Molecule: messenger RNA, 2727 nt
Organism: Funneliformis mosseae
Lineage: Eukaryota; Fungi; Glomeromycota; Glomeromycetes; Glomerales; Glomeraceae
Source: the annotation of a GenBank genome assembly